CAAAACAAAAAGGGGGAAAAAAGAUGUUGGGGCACCUUUAAAGUUAACUGGCACGAGCCUCGGGGACCGCCCCUCCAAACCAGCGAAGGGAGCGUUCGUUGGUUACUUCGCCGCAGAAUGGGGCGGGAUUAAGGACUCAGUAACCAUGGCGACGGGGAGGCGCUGGCUCGACAUGGCGCUGCUCUUGCUUCCCCUGAGCGCCGGACUUUCGGGCACCCCGGGCUUCUUCCUCCCCUUGCGCCGGCCUCAGGGUUGCGGGGAAUCGCAGUACUUCGAUAUCGCCAACUUGUCGUGCGGGCAGUGCGGAGCCUUCCAAAGACAAAGUACUUCGGGUACCUCCUGCACGUGUCUGCCAGGAUACAAGACAGUUUCUGAUCAGGGUGGAUCUUCUAUCUCCUGUGAGAAAUGUCCAGAAAUCAUGAGUGGAGUUACUCAAGAUGGAUGGCAAUGCAUUUCUUGCCCUAGUGACCUAACUGCUGAAGGAAAAUGUAAAUGCCCUGUUAAUGAGAUUUUAGUGGAAAGAGACACUAAUGGUGCAUUGCUAAAAGCUGCAUUAUGUGUUCAGUGUAAUGGAAAAGAGCAGUCAUUUACUACUCCGAAUGCAUUAAAUAAUAGGUGUAUAAGAUGUGAGCCAACGUUCAUCAGUGUGAACAAAUCAUGUACCUGUUCCGAGCCAAAUAUUCUAACAGGUGGAUUAUGUUUCAGGGGCACCGGAAAUUUCCCUCCAAAGGGAAUUGCAACUGUUCGUUUUGGAACCCUAGGUAUCACCUUGCUGUCAGCAUGGUUUUCAAACAAUUUGCAAGCAUCAGCAGCUGCUUGCUGGUUAUACUCCAACCUAACAUCUUGCCAAGCACUUGGAAACAUGUGUGUGAUGAACAUGCAUAGCUGGAGCUCUACUAUCACUGAUGCUUGUGGUCUCUUUCAGUAUGUCUUUGCAAAUACCGCUGGACAUGGUACUGUUCAUUCAGUAUCAUUUUGGAGGCAGAACCUUCCAUGGCUAUACUACGGUGAUCAGCCAGGUUUAGCAUCACAGAUUCUGGACACAACACAGUUUCCUACUAGAUUCACUUUUAAAGGAACAAACAAGAACAUAAAAUUGCAGUUUAUUGCUGCUUCAUAUGAUGCAGGGGGAAAUUUUCUUCAAUGGCUUGAUUUAGAAGGUGGUAUUUUACAGCUUUGCCCAGACACACCAAUCAGACUGAAUGCUGCCUACAUCUUUGGGACAACAUACCAACAAAAAUGUAAAAUGGCUGUUUCCAAGAUUUUAAAGGACUAUUCCCAUCCAAUUUUUUAUGAUGUGUUCCUUGAAUAUUAUGAUGAAGAAGAUGGAAAACAGUAUCUUUGGGCAGUGCCAGUCUUAAACUUAAACCUUCAAUAUAAUGAAGUGUUUGUGAACCAAGGCAGCAAUAUGAACAACUGGCUUUUGACACAUCGGAUGUUUUUGGUGGAUACUUUAAGUGGGUGAGAAAAUGACUUAGGAAGCCAACCAAGAGUAAUACGUGUUGCUAGUGACAUAGCUAUAAGCAUUCGUCUUGUGCCUGGCACUCAGAGAGGAGCCAUCUACCCCCCUCUGAUGACAAUUGCCUAUAGUGAUAUCCUGGUCCAAAAUCCCAGUACUGACAGUGUGGCGGUUUCUUUCUCUGUCAACUAUGAGAUGAACCAGUCAGAGGCUCGCAUUCAGACUGAUAUAGCGCUUGGUGUUCUGGGUGGCCUGGCAGUUCUGUGGUCCCUUCUUAAGACUGCUGGAUGGAAGAGGCGUAUUGGGAGUCCCAUGAUUGACCUGCAGACAGUUCUGAAGUUCUUGCUGUUCUACUCUGGAGACCUUGCAAAUGUUUUCUUCAUCAUCACAGUGGGAACAGGGAUUUAUUGGCUUGUAUUCUUCAAAGCACAGCAGUUUGUCUCUGUUCUCUUACCUCUGCCAAGUCAAGAAGAUAAUUUUGUUUCUUAUGUUGGAUGUGCUUUUGCUUUAAAGACCCUGCAAUUCUUGCAUCUGCUUGUUUCCCAAUUUACAACUGAUAUCUUUUUCAUUGACUGGGAGCGCCCUAAAGGAAAAGUUCUUAAAGCUGUUGAAGGAGAAAAUGGCAUGAGAAGUGUUCCUGUACCAGUAAGCAUAUGGAGAACAUACUUCAUAGCAAAUGAAUGGAAUGAAAUUCAGACCAUCAGGAAAAUAAAUCCACUCUUCCAAGUUCUUACUGUUCUCUUCUUUUUAGAGGUAGUGGGAUUUUCAAAUCUGGCCUUAAUGGACUCUUCUUCCAGCCUGACUAGAAACCCUGAAAGUUACCUAGCUCCCUCCAGUCGCAUUCUCAGAUAUGGGGUAUCUGCUGCACUUUGGCUAGUCAUUGCCAUAAUACAGGUGGUGUAUUUUUCUGUAUUCUAUGAAAGAUUUAUAGAAGAUAAGAUAAGGCAGUUUGUUGACUUGUGCUGUAUGAGCAAUAUUUCAGUCUUUCUGUUGUCACACAGAUGCUUUGGCUAUUAUAUUCAUGGUCGGUCUGUGCAUGGCCAUUCAGAUACCAAUAUGGAAGAGAUGAAUAUGAACCUAAAGAGAGAAGCGGAAAAUCUGUGUAGUCAAAGAGGUUUGCUACCAAACACAGAUGGCCAGACAUUUCAGAUUUCUAUUUCAGCCAGGAUGAGGCAACAUUAUGACAGGAUCCAUGAAACAUUAACAAGGAAACACGGUCCUGUGAGGCUUUUGAAUUCUUCUGCAACUACGUUUGAACAGAGAACUAAAGCAUACCAUACCAUGAAUAAGUUUCUAGGAUCAUUCAUUGAUCAUGUUCAUAAGGAAAUGGAUUAUAUUGUAAAGGACAAACUGUUAUUAGAACGAAUCCUUGGAAUGGAAUUUAUGGAACCAAUGGAAAAGAGCAUCUUUUACAAUGAUGAAGGACAUUCUUUCAGUGAUGUUCUUUAUUAUGGUAACGAAGCUACUCUUCUCACCUUUGAUAUGCUAUUUUUCACUAUAGUUGAUAUGGCUACCCAAAGUUUUGUCCUAGCAGCUGUUCUUACAUACUUACAACAAGAGAUUUUUAGGUUCAUUCGUAAUACAGUUGGACAGAAGAACUUGGCAUCCAAAACAUUGGUGGAUGAAAGAUUCCUUAUAUAAAUGAAUGAGGAAAAAAGACUCUAAACAGUCUCUAAUUAUGCUGUGCACAAAAAGAUGACUCAGGUGAAGUACCGUGUAAAUAUUUAUGUAUAGGAUUUCUCUUUUUAUACACUAUAAAAGUAAAACUUAUUUGUAUGACUUUAAUACUUUCAUACUUGUAAUGGUUGAUGAAUCCCAUGUUUUAAAGGGAUGCUAAGGUAAUAGAUAUUGUUAGUAAUAAAAAGUUAGAACCAUGCAUUAAAUUUGAAGAUACAUAUAUGUGCCUAUUGUACAAUGUGUGAUUUCAUGUUAAACAUAUUGUCAUUUGGCUUUGAGUAAUGUUUUUUGAUGUGUGAACUUGAACAGAAGUGGUAGCUGAAUACAUAAGGAAGAAAAUGCUCAAAGACUGAAAAAGCCAGAUGGCUUCAAGUAAUGAACUUCUAGUUUGAGAGCGGUUCCUACUGAAUAUCUAAAAAAAUUUGUAGAUGGAUGUCAUCUCAGAGUGUGAGAAAGCUAUGCCUUAGCGAAGCCCAGCCAUGGAAGGCUGAAGCACUUUCUCAACAUUUCAUGUUUCUGUGACUGUCAGAGAAGAAAUUUAUUAUGUGCAGGGCAGUCCUCAUUGCCACUUUUCUAAUUUGUGCUGUAAUGCGGACUUGUACACAGAUGUUUUAGCAAAGAAGACCUCUUAAAAAUAGCUUUGAAGUGGAAAAAAAUAUAUUUCAGCCAGUUAUAUUGAGUUCUCUACUGUAUCCUUUGUUUUUUUUGUUCUGCUUCUGUUAACAAAAGGAUUCUGGAAUUCUGAGCACUCCAGCUAGCAGUUUUGCUGAUCCGUUAGGUAGAGUGCACAGCAAAGCCUUCCACAGGAAUAAAAACGCUCACAGAUGUAAAAAUGUGCUGAUUGAAAUUAACAUAGCAGAUGUGGUGGGAUAAACAAAAGAAGCCUCCCCCACAUGAAUCAAGGGUCAGUAACAUGCAAAUGAGCCCCUACUGGAUGGUCUGACUUACUGAAAUGAUAAUAUUAGUUAACUAAGACUAUUACUAGUUCUGUGCAAUGAAAUUGUUACAAAUGGACUGUUAACUUCUUUGCUUCUGUCACGGCUGACUAUUUGUUUGCCUUCUUCUGGGGCUGGUCUCCAUUGCCUCCUGGAGGGAGAGGGAGAAGCACGCAGUUCACACUGCCUCUUUCACCCACUUCUUGUCCCUGUUCCCAUGCUUGCAGAUGAAUGGAAAGCAAGGUGAAGGACCAUGAGAGCCAAGGUGCUCUGAGAUAAGGAAUAGGGGGCCCUUUUUCUGUAUGGGUUCUUACCGCUACCUUGUGAUGUUGAUCCCCUGCUGUCAUCUUAUGUUGAGGCAGGUGUUGGGGAGAGACUAUGGGGAAGACCAUCACCUGCAUGCCCUGCUUAUGAUGACUCUGAAUGGAGUUGGUUUUGUUUUGGGUUGUGUGUUUUUUAGACUGCAAGUCUAGAAUCCCCUAUUCAUGCUGACUGGAGGAUUCUGGGAUCUGCAGUCCAAAAGAAUGGAAGAAGAUUGGCAGUAGUCAUUGGUUGGGGCUUGCACAACCUUUGGGAAGCUCUUCGUAUGUGACUGUAGAGAAAGCCAUGCAAAGAGUAGUAAAUGGAAGUAGGCCCAGAUAGGCUUGGGCUUUUUCUGCCCUAUGAUUAUUAUCCCCUGGUCCCUUUCGCACAACCAGUAUCCUCUUUCUGUUUCUGCCAACCAUUUCCAUUUUCUUGUAAAACUGAAUUCUGGAAUUCGUACAGAUAUAUGUGUACCUGUACAGUUAACAUGUGUUCUGAUUAGUGGAUUGUUUUUCUGUAGCUUCAGGGAGACCAGAUAUAGUUUUGACUACACACCACGAGAUUUAAAGGAAACAAAAUAAGAAUAUACAAAAGGCCAGGUAGCCAUGUUGGUCAUAUGAAAAAUUAGAAUAUCCAUCUCAUGAUAAUCUCUUUAGUGGGGAAGCUUAAAGAUCAUAAGAGCAUGAAAGCUUUCUGGUUUUCGAGAUCUCUUCAGGAAGCUAAAGAAAAAUAAAACGGAAGUGGACAGGAGAAAAAUGUCUGAUAUUAGAACCAUAGAGUCACAAUCUUAAGAUGCUGUGUGCGGAAAGGGUGUUCAUAACACUGUUCAUAACUCAAGUUUGCCUAAUAAAAAUACAUUCUUUUAAUGCAAAUGCAAAUUUAAAAUUCAUUUUAAUCCUAAAAUUAUUACGCUGAUUUGUUUCUGCUGUCACUUGGUUAGAUCAGUGGUUCUUAACCUUUGUUACUCUGAUGUUUUUGAACUGC
This is a messenger RNA of Pogona vitticeps (central bearded dragon), 5358 nucleotides long. Lineage: Eukaryota; Metazoa; Chordata; Lepidosauria; Squamata; Agamidae. The record is from RefSeq and is a predicted model, not a curated record.